Molecule: messenger RNA, 1385 nt
Organism: Mucor mucedo
Lineage: Eukaryota; Fungi; Mucoromycota; Mucoromycetes; Mucorales; Mucoraceae
Product: PAP2 superfamily C-terminal-domain-containing protein
Exons: 3
Coding region: 63-1190 (375 amino acids)
Biological process (GO): ceramide biosynthetic process
Cellular component (GO): endoplasmic reticulum membrane; Golgi membrane
Molecular function (GO): sphingomyelin synthase activity; ceramide cholinephosphotransferase activity
Source: RefSeq, a predicted model, not a curated record
UUCUUUUUCUCUCUUUUUUUUUUUUUUUGUUCUCUCUUUUUUUUUUUAAAAUAUAAAAGAAAAUGGAUCAACUUUCUUCUUUUUUUUUAUCACCUAGUUUAUCAAAGGUAGGAGCAAGAGAUGCACCUGCGAUUGUAGCCAUUUCGAAGCAUGAAAAACAAACGAUUGGCUGUAUUCCUCUUUUAUUAUCUCCACCCACUCAAAUCAGAAGUUUACGAGAUUUAUUCAAUGUCGUUUUCAAUCAUGAGUUUCUACGAUUCCUUAUGAUUUUGCUCUGGUUGAUCUUUGCUGGUUUUGUCGAGACAUUUAUGGCUCAAUUGAGUGAUAUGAGAUACAAUGUCGGUCCUCCUAUUAGUAAACACCCCUUAAAAGACCUAUUGCACGAUGCAUUUCCUCUAGUAGCUGACACUCAAAUUGUAAACUAUUUAUUGACAAUUGUCUUGAUCUACACGGUGGUUGGUUUUGCUUUUCAAUCUCCCGACUGGACAACACGUUACAUCAUCCUUAGGCGUUGGGCAUUUAUCAUGGGCUUCAUUUACAUCUUUCGAGGCAUCACUUUACUCGUCACUACCUUACCUUCUUCUCUCAUUGAUGAAUGCAAACCUCCUCAAAUCGAAUUAACAGGCACUGUCGGAGAACGAUUCGGGUUUAUUACCCAAGUCAUUGGUGGUACCGCCUUAACUUGUACUGACAACAUCUUUUCAGGACACACUUCUCUUAUGAUGUCCUGCUGUAUGAUCUGGAGAGUACAUUCAAGAUUACGCCGUGUCUUUAGUUGGAUUAUCUAUCUCGUUGCUACGGCUGGUAUUCUCAUGAUCUUGUUUACUCGUUUUCAUUAUACCGUCGAUGUUGUUCUUGCCAUCUAUAUCACCUAUACUGCAUGGGACACAUAUUUAAACUAUGUACAAGAAGCUUCGAUGCGCUACAUGUUUGGUUUUACACGCGACUCUACCUUUGAUCUGUUUCAAAGCCAGCUCCCUUUGGCAGAUGCCACACGCACUUAUCAAUACCUGAACUGGCAACCUCACCCGCUUGGUAAAAAGUGGUUAAUGUGGGUCAUCAUGUAUGUAGACGGACUAGAUAUUAGACUUCGUGGUAUUCGUGUCUUUGAUGAGCAUGGUAUUUGGCAAAGUCAAAAACCUGCUAGUAUGGCUGAGAAAAAGCUUCAAGUGCAAAAUAACAUGGUUUAGAUUUGUUUUUUUUUUUUUAUUAUUCCCCCCUUUCCCCCCCCCCUUUAAUCUUAUUUGUAGUCACACAAAAACUUAAUUCAUAAUAAUCAUAAUAAUAAUAAUAAUAAUAAUACACACACACACAUAUACAUACACAUACACAUACACAGAUAUACAGUUUAUUUUAAAUACAUGUAAAUGGAGUGUCACCUUGGG